AAUACCUCCCAUAAUAAGGCAGCCCCUGUGACAGAAGUGGUGAUGUCUGCCACUGUAACCCUGCAGCUCAUCUCAUUACAUAGGAGUGAAGCCUCUGGAAAGUCCAACUCUGUUACAAGUUGUGCUUGGACACAUAAACACAAAGAGACCCCCAGGCACUUGAUGACUAAAGCCUUUAAUGACACUCGGCACAUUCUGGCCUGCUCAUUGUUGUUGUUGGGCUCUCCUGCUGAACUUCUCAUGUCCAACUUCUCUGAUUAAGAGGACCUGAAGACCGUCUGUGGUGAAGAGGAACAGCCAAGAAAUAAAGCGAGAGCUGACGAUGGCCGAAGCCCAGCUGUUUGGAUUACAGGAUGAGAUCACCUGCUUGAUGUGUCUGGACACCCUGAGUGACCCCGUCUCGAUCCUCUGUGGUCACAGUUUCUGUCUGAAGUGCCUCACUGACUACUGGGAUCAGAGCCAAGAGUGCAGCUGUCCUCAGUGCAGAAGGAUCUUCACCACGAGGCCUGAACUUCACAGAAACACUGUGCUGAAUGAAAUCAUAAGAAAAAUAAAACAGCCGAGACUCAGUCCUCAUCCAUCUCAAAGUUGUGCCAGCCCUGGAGAUGUGGAGUGUGACACCUGUACUGAGAAGAAGUUCCGAGCAGUGAAGUCCUGUCUGACCUGCAUGAUCUCUUUCUGUCAGACUCACCUACAGCCCCACUUUGAAAUAGCAGCCUGGAAGGACCACAAGCUGACUGAUCCAGUUAGAAAUCUGAAGGAGGAGAUCUGUGCAGAACAUGUCAAGAGUCUGGAGAUAUUCUGUAAAACUGAUGAGACCUGCAUCUGUGUGAUGUGUGUGGUGAAUGGACACAGUGGGCAUAAAACGGUGGAGCUGGAGACAGAAAGAAAGGAAAAACAGAAACAGCUGGAGGCGACACUGAGUGAAAUCAGGAGGAGAAUUAAGGAGAAAGAGAAGACACUGAAGGAGAUGAGGAGGGCGAUGGAGCAGAUGAAGACAUCGUGAGGCUUCUGAGCUCUUUUGAGACCCUCUCCAAUGGAGCUGCACACCGAAACGUAACUGACACAUCUGUCAAGGGCUGCUUGUCCGACGCUGAGGCAACCGCAGGUUCACAACGCCACCCAAGCAAUUAUAAGUUCACAGCCUCCCCACUUAAUGAAUCUGUCGCCUGAUGGGUGAUGCAGGGAACAUUAUAACCUGGCCCCAUCCCUGCUUGUUUGCUGUAUCCCUGUGUAAGGAAGUGGUAGCUCCUGUUUGAAUAAAUUACCUUGCUGUUCUUGUUUGUAUUGGAAUAAAGCUAGUUUUCUUGAAACCCUUAGACUAGGCCUCUUCUUUACGGUG
Erpetoichthys calabaricus (reedfish) is the source of this 1342-nucleotide messenger RNA. Its product is annotated as E3 ubiquitin/ISG15 ligase TRIM25-like. The record is from RefSeq and is a predicted model, not a curated record. The transcript is spliced from 4 exons. Gene Ontology annotation, molecular function: zinc ion binding. Bases 323 to 1006 code for a protein of 227 amino acids. Lineage: Eukaryota; Metazoa; Chordata; Cladistia; Polypteriformes; Polypteridae.